UCUUCUUGUCAGUCUGUACUUCAGUGACAGCUUCUCGCUGCCGUCGUGAGCAAUGGCAGAAGGUUUCAUCUGCUCUGUGGAGAUGUUUGAAAUGCACAGCUAACGUGGGUAUUCAGAACAAGACGACACAGAAGUGAGCUAUAUUUCUUUCAAUAGUAGCUUCGAAAAUGAAGGUCAGAGGGUUCAGCUGGUGAAGGCGUACAGAACACCUCAAAGAGUCGACUCUGAUUUAAGAUACAGUAUCUAAAGGCAUUUGUGCCUGAAGCCACGGAAGAUAGAUGGACAAGCCAAGCAACUUCUGACUCUGCAUCAUUUUCUGGGGCAAAAUUAUAUGGCAAUGUAUCCUACAAGGGUGUCUGGUGAGGAAUGCAAUGGGAUCAAUAGCAUGUCUGCGGAGAGCGGCCCUGGGACGAGACUGAGAAAUUUGCCGGUAAUGGGGGAUGGACUAGAAACUACCCAAAUGUCUACGACGCAGUCACAGGCCCAACCCCAGCAAGGCAGUACUGUAGGCGUUAACCCCCCUCCACCAGAGACCUCCAACCCCAACAAGCCCAAGCGACAGACCAACCAGCUGCAGUAUCUGCUCAAAGUGGUGCUCAAGACGCUAUGGAAGCACCAGUUUGCGUGGCCUUUCCAGCAGCCUGUGGAUGCUGUCAAGCUGAACCUCCCUGAUUAUUAUAAGAUUAUUAAAACUCCUAUGGAUAUGGGAACAAUAAAGAAACGCUUGGAGAAUAACUACUACUGGAAUGCUCAAGAAUGUAUCCAGGACUUUAAUACAAUGUUUACAAAUUGUUACAUCUACAAUAAGCCAGGGGAUGACAUAGUCUUAAUGGCAGAAGCUCUAGAAAAGCUUUUCCUGCAGAAAAUCUCCGAAAUGACCCAGGAAGAAACUGAGAUUGUUAUAGCCCAGACAAAAGGAAGAGGACGUGCGAGGAAGGAAGCAGUUACAUCCAAACCAGGAUCAUCUACGGUACAGAACGCGACCCAAGCGUCGUCCCCAGCCCAGACGCCGGCUCCGCCGCAAAAUCUCCAGUCUGCGCAGACAACUCAUUCCUUCCCUUCCGUGACCCCCGACCUUAUUGUACAGACGCCAGUAAUGACGAUGGUGCCUCCUCAGCCUCCCGCGCCUCCUCCGCCUGCACCCCAAGCCCCUGCUCCGCCGGCCCCAGCUCCCCAGCCCAUCCAGCCUCACCCUCCCGUUAUCCCCACUCCCGCCCAGCCCGUGAAGACAAAAAAAGGAGUGAAGAGGAAAGCAGACACCACCACACCAACAACAAUAGACCCGAUUCAUGAGUCGUCAUCGCUGCCCACUGAACCCAAGUCCACCAAGCUGGGUCCGCGAAGGGAAAGCAGCCGCCCAGUUAAGCCUCCAAAGAAGGAUGUUCCAGACUCACAGCAGCACGUGGUAGAAAAGAGUAGCAAAGUGUCGGAGCAGUUAAAAUACUGCAGUGGAAUCAUCAAAGAGAUGUUUGCCAAGAAGCACGCUGCCUACGCCUGGCCCUUCUACAAACCUGUGGACGUGGAAGCACUGGGACUGCAUGAUUAUUGCGAUAUCAUUAAACAUCCCAUGGAUCUGAGCACAAUCAAAUCUAAACUGGAGAACCGGGAAUACAGAGAUGCUCAGGAAUUCGCCGCUGAUGUGCGAUUGAUGUUUUCCAAUUGCUAUAAAUACAACCCUGCCGAUCACGAGGUGGUCGCGAUGGCACGGAAACUGCAGGAUGUGUUUGAGAUGCGCUUUGCUAAAAUGCCUGAUGAACCAGAAGAACCUGUGAUUCCAGCCUCUUCUCCUGUGGUGGUGCCACCUCCGACCAAGGUGGCUCCCCCUUCGUCUAGCGAUAGCAGCAGCGAUAGCUCCUCCGACAGCGAUAGCUCAUCAGAUGACUCCGAGGAAGAGCGAGCUCAGCGGUUAGCAGAACUCCAGGAACAGCUUAAAGCAGUGCAUGAACAGCUUGCAGCCCUGUCCCAGCCACAGCAGAACAAACCAAAGAAAAAGGAGAAAGACAAGAAGGAAAAGAAAAAGGAGAAGCACAAAAAGAAGGAGGAAUUGGAAGACAGUAAGAAAAGUAAAGCCAAGGAGCCACUGCCCAAGAAGGCUAAGAAAAGUAACAGCAACAGCAGUACCUCCAGUAAGAAGGAGCCUGUGGCGGUGAAGAACAGCAAGCCCCCUCCAGCCUACGAGUCUGAGGAGGAGGAGAAGUGUAAGCCAAUGUCCUAUGAGGAGAAGAGGCAGCUGAGCCUGGACAUUAAUAAACUCCCGGGUGAGAAACUGGGCCGAGUUGUCCAUAUCAUCCAGUCAAGAGAACCCUCGCUUAAAAACUCCAAUCCGGAUGAGAUUGAAAUUGACUUUGAGACAUUAAAACCAUCCACGUUACGGGAGCUGGAGAGAUACGUAACGUCGUGUUUACGGAAGAAGAGGAAACCUCAAGCAGAGAAAGUGGACGUAAUUGCUGGUUCCUCUAAAAUGAAGGGGUUCUCCUCCUCAGAGUCUGAGAGCACCAGCGAGUCCAGCUCCUCCGACAGUGAAGAUUCAGAAACAGUGCCGACAGCACCACAGACGAGCAGCAAUAUGCUGGUAACGUUUGGCCGCUUAGGUGCAAAGUUUGAGGCUCGCGUGCUUUUGUCCUCCCCGCCGCCUUUCGUACCUGCCCAGGUCCCCGUGCUGGAGCACCCGCUCCCGGGGAACAUGUUCGACACUAUGACGCAUUUCGCCCAACCCAUCCUGCACCUGCCGCAGCCGGAGCUGCCGCCCCCCCUGCCCCAGCCGCCCGAGCACAGCACUCCUCCCCACCUGAACCAACACGCCGUGGUCUCUCCGCCAGCUUUGCACAACGCUCUGCCUCAGCAGCCCUCGAGACCCAGAGCGGAGAUGAAGCCGCUGGAGGGCGGGCGGCCUGUCAUUAGACCCCCCGAGCAGAACGCGCCGCCGCCGCCACCGCCCCCGCCCGGUGUGCAGGACAAAGACAGGCAAAAACAGGAGCCGAAAACGCCUGUCGCCCCCAAAAAGGACCUGAAGAUAAAGAACAUGGGCUCGUGGGCGAGCUUGGUGCAGAAGCACCCCACCACGCCGUCCUCCACGGCCAAGUCCUCCAGCGACAGCUUCGAGCAGUUCAAGAGGGCGGCGCGGGAGAAGGAGGAGCGCGAGAAGGCGCUGAAAGCUCAGGCAGAGCAGGUGGAAAGGGAGAAGGAGCGUCUGCGGCGGGAGCAGGAGAGGAUGAGGUGAGGGCACCUUCGUGC
Struthio camelus australis is the source of this 3234-nucleotide messenger RNA. The record is from RefSeq and is a predicted model, not a curated record. Lineage: Eukaryota; Metazoa; Chordata; Aves; Struthioniformes; Struthionidae.